UCAUGUUCCUUGUGUGACAAAGAACAGCUCCAGGAUGUCACCUUAGAGUUGUGUCAAAGAGGCACUAGACAGAUAUGCAUGGUUUUGCUCUUCCUCUCAAGUCUGGGAUGGUUUUCUUGAUCCUGUGUCCUUUGUCCCAGACAGGAAGGACCUUUCUCCUGCCAAGUGGUAGAAGGUCCUUCACUUUCCAGCUGAGCUGGUACUUUAGGGGCCCUUCAAAAGCACAAGCUCGAGACCAGGAAUUUGAGGUGAUUGCGUCAUGCCUCAAAGUCACGAGAGCGGGUCUUCGUGUGCCUCUUUGUCACAGCCUAGGCAGCCUGGUGGGUGCUCCUGAGCUAGGGUGAUGGAUUCCAGCUCUGAUAGUUUGCUCUCCUGCUUGGCACCAGAGCACAUCAGGCUCGCUCCCAGGUGCCUUCAUCCUUGGCUGUGCUGUCUCUAAUGUCCUUCAGACUCCACAGCCAUUCACAAGUCCUGCACAGGUGAGGCAGAGGGUAGCACUGCCAUCAUUCCUGGGGUGGGGGAAGUGAGCUAGUCUAUGGCAAACAGCCAUGGUUCUGGGCUCUCCGUGCCUGCUCACCCGACCUUUGCUUCAGUCCUACAAGCAAGACAGCAGGUGUCAGUAAGCACUCAGACAGGCCGUGGGCAGUAUAGCUUCCCCAAACUUAAUCCUCAACUGCAAGCGCUUCUGCUGCUGUUCUGGAGGGUCCUAAGCCUCUCUUCCCAUGCUUUAGAUGUUCUCUGCAAACAAGUAUUCUAUAUUUGAUACACAAAUUCAAAUGCUAGGAGUGGGGAAAGGUGCUGUGGAAUCCUGUCUGGCCUUGGGCUUGCAGUGAUUUUUUCCCCCUCUUUCUCCAGAGUAAUAGGAUUUACUUGUCUGUCAUUAUGCUCAACUGAGGUUACUGCAUUUAUCCUCGAAUUCAAUACGACAGGUUAAAGAGUAUUAUGAGUUCAGAAUGAACAAAGCCUGCUUGGUUGCAGGAGCAGCACAACCACUUUGGAUCCUAUUCUUCUGACUUAUUUUGUAAAACAAAGAUACCUUUGGGCCACAAGGCCCUAAGAACGAUGGAGGUGGAAAUGUUAGCCUAAUUGGUGCUCUAUAAAUACACUGGAAAAGCAACUGCGUGUCUGUGGCCUGGUUUGUUGUGGGAAGUCUCAGCAGGUGGCCCUGGUGGUUGGCUUGGCUCUACAGUUCUUAGGAGAAAGGCGCUGAGCACCUGGCUCUCUCACCUGCGGGCACGAUAGCGAACGUGUGCUCCCAGCUGGCCAAUAGAGUCUGGCUUCUCUACCGUCAGGGGCGGGACCUCCAGGGCUAGCCAAUGGGGAACCGUCUUGUGGAGGGUGGGGCCUGCGUUUCAGCCGCGGGAGCAGUGGAAGAGCAGCGAGGACGCCGCGGUCUCAAGACGCGUCCAGGAGGACCAUCCGGAUUCUGUUUCGUGGGGCCAGGAAGGGCAGCCUGUAGGGAACACAGCGGCUACAACAAGGCGAGGCAGGAUUACGCGCAGCCAUGACCGAGGCGGCCGCUGCACCGGACUGGCAUAUGGGGACUGAUCUCCAACAACAGGCUCAGAUCCAGUCUGCAGAGAUCUCCCUUCUAGCUAUUGUAACUGCUGUUCAAGCAGUGGAAAAGAAAACAGAGUCCCAGGCUGUCCACCUUCAAACCUUGGAAGUACGAACAGGGUCAGCGGAGAGGAAGCUGGCUGACUUUGAGAAGACGGCCGUGGAGCUCAGCAGCCAGCUGGAGGGCAAGUGGGCCGUGCUGGGGACCCUGCUGCAGGAGUACGGGCUGCUGCAGCGGCGCCUGGAGAACCUGGAGAAUCAGAUGCAAAACCGGAACCCCUGGGUCCUGAGGCUUCCCCCCAGCAGCAGGGAUGAAGCCCCCAAGGUUUCUAUGCCUGCUGAAGAGGUGGCUGGGUGUUUCCCUGAGCAACAGGAAGGCAGCUCCGAAGACUGGCAGAAGGCGCUCUGCAAGCACGUAGCAAAGGAAAGGUGUGAGGUGCUGAGCUCUCUAGAGACAGACCAGCUGGAAUCUGCCCCGAGUGUUCUUCCCUGGAUCAAGCAAGAGGAAGAGGUGUGUGAGAAGAGCCUGCAGGGGACAACCAGCGCUUCCCUCUGCUCAGGCGAGGCCCAGGAACCGUGGCUGGCGAACAAGAAAAGGACCCUGGAGGGGAUGUCCCUGGCACCAGAGCCAUCCUGGGCAACUGAAGGGGGACCUGGCAAGGAGGAUUUCCAGCAGGGACCCUGUGGCGAUCUGCUCCCUGUUUGCAGGGAGAGAGAGGCAGCCUCCCUCCCUCGAGGCUCUCAGAGUCAGCCUGCGCCAGCUGCUGAGGGCGCUGUGACUGGCCAGAACUUGAGUGUCAGCGAGCUCAGCCUGCAGAGUGAGUACUCACACCGUGGAUCUCAGCCCUUCGCCAGUCUCCAGUGUCCCCAGAGUGCUGCAGAGCAGGUCACUCUCCCCAGGAAUCGUCGUGCACCCACAGCCCAGCGUGCCUACACCUGCGUCCAGUGUGGGAAGAGCUUUGUCCACCAGUCAACACUUACCACACACUACCGCACACACACCGGAGAAAAGCCUUACAAGUGUGCCGAAUGUGAGAAGCGGUUUGGCCGCCUGUCCACACUGCUGGAGCAUCAGCGUACCCACACUGGAGAGCGGCCCUUCCCUUGUGCGCAGUGUGGCCGUCGUUUUGGGCGCCUGUCCACUCUGGUGGAACAUAGGCGCACACACACCGGCGAGAAGCCAUUUCCAUGUACCCAGUGUGACAAACGUUUCACACGCCUGGCCAACCUGACCGUGCACCAGAGUGUGCACUCUGGCGAGCACGCUUUCCAGUGCGCCCAGUGUGGCUCGUGCUUCACGCACAAGCCCAGCUUCCUGCGACAUCUGCGCAGCCACUCUCAGGAGAAGCGCUUUGCCUGUGGCCAGUGUGGUAAGAGCUUCACCUGCCGCUCCUGGCUAGUACGCCACCAGAGCAGUCAUGCACACUCAGCAUCCUCUGCUUAUGUGGCCUGUGAGAGGAGCUCACCAAGUUAUGUUUCACCUACAGGUCUCUUCAAAGGUGCAGCCAGGGACAAGUUCUCCAGUGACCCUUCUGUCUCACCCGUAUCCAAGGACACCAGAGUCGGUCAGGACCACAAGGCAUAUGGCGGAGGUCAGCCGCUCAGCGACCAUGGUCAGGACAGUCUAGUGGGGUCUCUGCAUGGCUGUCUGUCUGUAAAGAUGGAGAAUGCAGGGUAGAACCCAGAGCCCUCCAUAAGGAGGCCACUGGGACGGCUUCUGGGUCCCCUGGAAUCCGAGCUGCUGCUCCUGGGUUGGACGUGUGGUACCUGCCCUCUGCUAGACCUCCCAGGGCCAGGGUCUCUCCCCUGGACUGCAGGCGCCAAUGCCCCGGAAUUCUUGCUGCGGGGAAGCUCCGUGCACACAGAAAAUGUUGCAGAAACAAGCAGCUCAACAGCGCCUUGAGAUCUCGGCUCCUGUCACCAUCUUAGCAGUUUUGGCAGCAAUAAAAGGCCGCGUAGGAGAGCUGCGAUUUUGAAGAUUUGAGCUGCUCAACAACUGAAGCUCAACAGCGCCAAACUCAAACUCGUUUCCAAGGUUUCCCUAGGACAGAGCUGGGAUGUGACUCAGUAGUGUUCAUGGAGCAUGCGUGGAUGGACCGCAGUUAGAUCCCUAGCAUCAGAUUAAAUGGGCUGUGAUGGUACAUGUCUGUAAUCCUUGUAUUUGUGUAGAGGCAGGAGGUACAGACGUUCAAGGUCAUGUUUGGCUACAUGAGACCCUGUUUUCAAGGAACCAAAACAUACCCUUACGUAUUCAAAGUCAGAGUUUUCAGAUCCUCUCUCUCACGAGCGGCCACAUACUUAUACAACAGCUUGUAUGUUUCUGAGGACUCCCACUGGAGGGACUGGGACUAUUAAGUGUCACUGUCCUCACUUUGGAGGAGUGUGGGGAAACAGGCCUGUGCCUCUCGCAUCUGGGGAUGGGUUUCACUGAAGGUCUGAUUCCCCUUUCCCUUUGUUGUUUUUUUGAGACAGGGUUUCUCUGUGUAGUGUUGGCUGUCCUGGAGUUUGCUCUAUAGCCUGGCCUUGAAUUCACAGAAAUCCACCUGCCUCUGCAUCCUGAGUGCUGAGAUUAACAGUGUGUGCCACUACCACCUGGUUCCAUAUUCGCUUUAAAAACCUAUAAAAAUAAAGGUAUUUAUGAAGAAGUAUA
Apodemus sylvaticus (European woodmouse) is the source of this 4207-nucleotide messenger RNA. RefSeq names its product zinc finger protein 696-like. Bases 1505 to 3235 code for a protein of 576 amino acids. The transcript is spliced from 5 exons. The record is from RefSeq and is a predicted model, not a curated record. Lineage: Eukaryota; Metazoa; Chordata; Mammalia; Rodentia; Muridae. Gene Ontology annotation, cellular component: nucleus.